Zophobas morio is the source of this 1366-nucleotide messenger RNA. RefSeq names its product eukaryotic translation initiation factor 2-alpha kinase-like. The coding region runs from base 370 to 1293 and encodes 307 amino acids. Gene Ontology annotation, biological process: regulation of translational initiation by eIF2 alpha phosphorylation; negative regulation of cytoplasmic translational initiation in response to stress. Gene Ontology annotation, cellular component: cytosol; cytoplasm; nucleus. Gene Ontology annotation, molecular function: eukaryotic translation initiation factor 2alpha kinase activity; ATP binding. Lineage: Eukaryota; Metazoa; Arthropoda; Insecta; Coleoptera; Tenebrionidae. The transcript has 3 exons. The record is from RefSeq and is a predicted model, not a curated record.
CUGCAAUUUCUAGGAGGUGAAACACCUAAAAUCCUCGUUGUCGCUCGUGCUUUUUCGGAUACCCCUUCUAGAAGAAUCCGAGCAAGAUGGAAAUCGAUAAUCUCACGAGAGAGAAAAGGAGCGACGUAAAUGCACCUUAUCUAUACCGAACAGAUGAGAAGCAGGGAAGAGCGAUAAAGCGCAGUGUGAUGCAAGUUGGUACUUGUUUAUUGUUUAGUGAGGGAGUGAGAGUGGAAGCGAACGGGCGUGCAUAACGCAAAGCAAUAGAGUGGACAUAAAGAAUUAGUAACAAAAAGAAUAAAUUCCGGAAUCCGGUGUUAUCGAACAAAACAAAAAGAUAAACAAAAUAUUUAGUUGCGAGUUAGAAAAAUGUUGCUUAGAACCGUUUCGAGACUUAGCAACAAAAGCACCAAGGACGAAGAGUCGUUCCAGGCCGCAAAGUAUGUGUCAAGGCUACUUCAAGACUUUGUUUUGGGGGAGUCCCUAGGAAAAGGAGGGUUUGGCGAGAUUAUUAAGGCUACGCACAAAUUCGACAAAACCCAGGUUGCUAUCAAAAUGAUCCGCUACCAAUCCGACGCAGACAGUUUAAAGAAAACUUGCCGAGAAGCCAACAUGUUGGCGCGCCUCAGUCACCCGAAUAUAGUCCGCUACUUUAACUCGUGGGCGGAAACCGCCAAAGUGCCUUUAGCAGAGUACAAAAAAUUCAACCUGGAUAGCGAGAGCGAAGAGUCCAUAAGUGCCGAGAUCGAAAAAUUCGACCAAAACGGGUACCUCAGCAGAAGCGACGAAUUUGACGAAGAAGACGACGACGAAGAGGAAGGAAACUGCACCGACGACGAUUGUUCGAUAGUCUUCCAAGAAGCCGAAGAAAUCAAAGAACUCAACUACUUGUUCAUACAAAUGGAACUGUGCGACAAACGCACCCUGAGGGACGCCAUCGACGACAAUCUCUACCAAAAAGAAGCAAAAUUGGCGAAAUAUUUUCAAGAAAUUUGCGAAGGUCUCGCCCACACGCACCAAAACAAGAUCAUCCAUCGCGACUUGAAACCCGAAAAUAUUUUCCUGACUUGCGGGGACGUGAUCAAAAUCGGGGAUUUUGGUCUGUCGAAGCAGAUUUCUCUGAAGAACGAACUGGAGAUUUUCGAGGCUGACGUAGCGUGCACGUCAUUGACGGCACCUUGUGGGACCACCAUUUACAUAGCACCGGAGUUUUUUAACCGACCUUAUUGCAACAUAAAAAUUUUUGGAAAUUUUUUAAAACUGUGUUCUUAUUUUUCUUGGUUAUUUCAGUGAGUACUAGAAAAUCGAUUUCAGAUUCUUAAUCUGAGAAGAAUCUGUUACAUACAACCACUUUCUUACACGUGAA